This is a messenger RNA of Hemibagrus wyckioides, 2229 nucleotides long. RefSeq names its product sphingomyelin synthase 2a (gene sgms2a). Gene Ontology annotation, molecular function: ceramide cholinephosphotransferase activity; sphingomyelin synthase activity. NCBI's taxonomy places the organism in Eukaryota, Metazoa, Chordata, Actinopteri, Siluriformes, Bagridae. Bases 299 to 1345 code for a protein of 348 amino acids. The transcript has 6 exons. The record is from RefSeq and is a predicted model, not a curated record. Gene Ontology annotation, biological process: sphingomyelin biosynthetic process; ceramide biosynthetic process. Gene Ontology annotation, cellular component: endoplasmic reticulum membrane; Golgi membrane.
GGGUGGAGGCUGGGGAAACGUGCCACUCUGAGUUUGAGAGAGAGAAGGAUAGGACUGGAGGAGAACACACACACACCACAGGGACAUAAGUUACAGCUGUGAUUGCAUAUGACUCCAGGACUCAUCUGUGGUAUGCAGCAUUCAGAUGUCGUCAUUUAGAGGCUGGAGCGCCACACCUGAAACCUCGAAUCCAGAAGCCUUUCAUUUGCAGCAGUAACCUGGGCGGGUCUCAGAGAAGCAGCCAAGCCUGGUGGAUCACAGAGUGUGUGUAAUUAGUGGGUAGCGUGUGGGGGCUUUCAUGGAUUUGGCAGACCACCAGUGCGAGCGACACCCCACAGGUGCCCACCAACACAUCCACCCGCAAUGCCCUGUUCACAGCCCUGCAGCAGAGGAAGUGAAGAACAGUGGCCUACGCAAGGGUUUGAGCAGACACCGAGACUAUGUGAAGAUCUCGGUACCUGACGGCAAGGGCAAGCCUCCACCUAUGGAAUGGUGGAAGACGGUGAUUGCGUUCGUAUACGCGGCGUUCAACCUGGUGCUGACAACUGUGAUGAUCACAGUGGUGCAUGAGAGAGUCCCAGCGAAAGAGACCAGCCCACCUCUGCCGGAUAAGUUCUUCGACUAUGUGGACCGUGUGAAGUGGGCUUUCACGGUGACAGAAGUGAAUGGGAUGCUGCUGGUGGGGAUUUGGUCUAUACAAUGGCUCUUCCAUAGAUAUCGGGCCAUCUUGGGUAGGAGGUUCUUCUUCCUAUUGGGCACUUUGUACCUGUAUCGUUGCAUCACCAUGUAUGUCACCACUCUGCCUGUGCCUGGCAUACACAUGUCCUGUGCCCCAAAGCUUUAUGGAGACUCACAGGCAAAGCUCCAGCGAGUUUUACAGCUGAUCUCUGGAGCUGGUCUAUCCAUCACUGGUUCCCACAUCAUGUGCGGUGACUUCCUGUACAGCGGCCAUACGGUCAUGCUCACUCUCACCUACCUGUUCAUCAAGGAGUACUCCCCACGCUCGUUCUGGUGGUAUCACCUGCUCUGCUGGCUCUUGGCUGCAGUAGGUGCGGUGUGUAUCCUCGUGGCUCAUGAGCACUACAGCGUGGAUGUAGUGGUGGCGUAUUUCAUCACUUCCCGCCUCUUCUACUGGUACCACACCAUGGCUAAUGUGCAGGCUCUAAAGUGUUCUCCAAACAACUACCUCACCCACACAUGGUGGAACCCCAUCUUCAACUUCCUGGAACGUAACGUGCAGUCGCAAGUGCCUUGUUCGUUCUGCUGGCCGCCCACAUGGCCUCCAGCCUGCCUGAAGAACCCGUGUAAAAAAUACUCCAUGGUGCAGAGUGUUCGUGAGGAGUGACUGCCACAUCUUCACCUCCACUCUGUUACUUUUCUUUACAAUUACCACAAUAAUGUAUUUCUUUUAUUUAUGAACAUCUGAAAUCUUGCAUAUCAGUAAUACCAAAGACUUUGUGAAGGGGUUGGGAAAAAUCAAUGGCUCAGGUUUAAUCAUAAUAAAUAAAUAAAUAAAUAAAUAAAUCAUUAAGUCCCCUUUUCAGUUUGAAAUUCAUGCACAAUUCAAUAACUUAAAAUGUUAACUGAUUUUUUUCCCCCAAAUAAAUAAUAAUUCAAUUCAAUAAUUCAUUAACAAGAAAUGGUAUUUAGCUUAAUUUUUUUUUUUUUUAACUCAAUGAAAUGGUCACAAUUGUGCCUUUUUAACCAUGUAUUGUUGAAUUUUAUUACUUGGUGUUAACUGUUUGUUGGAUAUUUCUUUUUUUUUUAAUAUAUGUGUUUUUUUUUUGUUUUUUUUUUAAACAAAAGAUUCCAUUAAAAAGCUGACGAAUCAGAGAGUGGAGUGUAUUUACUGAUACAAAUCAGAACUAAUAAUAAAUCCCACUGUCUAAAUCACUCUGUAUUUAAUUAAUAAGAAACUCAACAACUCACCCCUCAUCUAUUCAGACAACAAUUGUAAUAUAAUGUUCAAAAGAUGAUUUACUCAGGUUAAUGAACAUUCAGUGUUUAAAAGCUGUAUCCUGCAUGAAGUCUCCCAUAAAACGAAACACAGAAGUUUCUUAAGUACCUUUCGGAAGGUACCUUUUAUUUUGGUAGUGUCCAUUUGUAAGACCUUUUUUUUAUUUAAGACAAAUGCAUGAUAAUAGCAUUUUUGUUAUGUAAUGGAAAUGUCAUUUUGUCUUCUAAAAGCUUGUUCACGCAAAAAAAUAUGCAUUAUAAACCUUAUUGUAA